Chrysochloris asiatica (Cape golden mole) is the source of this 231-nucleotide messenger RNA. RefSeq names its product adipogenesis regulatory factor (gene ADIRF). Gene Ontology annotation, cellular component: nucleus. The transcript has 3 exons. Lineage: Eukaryota; Metazoa; Chordata; Mammalia; Afrosoricida; Chrysochloridae. Gene Ontology annotation, biological process: positive regulation of fat cell differentiation. The coding region runs from base 1 to 231 and encodes 76 amino acids. The record is from RefSeq and is a predicted model, not a curated record.
AUGGCCAGCAAGACCUUUCAAGACCUGAAGCAGCAGGUGGAGGCGGUGACCCAGGAAGCGGUGACAGCAACCGGAACAGCAGCACAACAAGUGGUGGAUCAAGCCACAGAGGCGGGGCAGAAAGCCAUGGACCAAGUGACCAAGUCUACCCAGGAAACCAUCGACAAGACUGCUAACCAGGCUUCAGAGACCUUCUCGGGUUUGGGAAAAAAAUUUGGGAUCUUGAAAUGA